AUUCGCAUUCGUCGUUUCCGAUAUAUAAUAUUAUUUCAUUCUCUUUGGAUAGGCCCUCAUAUUCGGGAGUGUAGUCCUUUAGGAAUUCAUUAAUUCUUAAAUUUUUUCGCGUUUGCCAGUAUCAGGAAUGGCUUCGCCGCGGACUCGCCGUAAGCUGAACUCGAUCAGAACUAUAGAUGAUAAUCAUAAAUGUUUCGAGUGCGGUACGUUGAAUCCUCAAUGGGUGUCCGUUACCUACGGCGUAUGGAUUUGCCUUGAAUGUUCUGGCGUUCACCGCAGCCUUGGUGUACACUUGUCAUUCGUACGAUCAGUUACCAUGGACAAAUGGAAAGACAUAGAGCUGGAGAAGAUGAUGGUGGGAGGAAACGCCAAGGCACGGGAGUUUUUCGAGAGUCAACCGGACUACAAAGCUGGUAUGACUAUACCACAGAAGUAUAAUACUAAAGCUGCUUCUAUGUACAAACAAAGGAUUAUUGCCCUCUCCGAGGGCCGUGCUUGGAGCCCCUCGGACUAUAAACCUGAGACGGUGGAGAAGCCAGCGGAGUGGACUCAGUCCAGGGACUUCUAUUCGUCUGGUGAUAACGCAUUUCACACCAGCGGAUCUGACAACAACAUAAGCUACCAUAGCGAAUAUGGAAGCGGGAGAUACACCGGAUUCGGCAACACGCCGAAACAGUCACAGUCGACGCCUAUGUCUCCCAUACAUAGCGGCAAUGAAAUGGUUGAUAACACACUGGCAUCGUUGGCUUCGGGGUGGUCAAUGUUAACAUCGUCUGUAACUAAGGCUGCUCGCACUGCGACCGAGAGCGCGGUCCGUUAUGGUGGCAUUGCGACCCAGAAGGUCUCUGAAAUGGCAUCUACUGUGACUGAGAAGGUAAAUAAUCGCGGUGGUUGGAGCUCGCUCGGAGGGACGACUGACCUUCGUCGUGCAAGCAACUCCGGGCACUACCAGUCGCAGAGUUACGGGGCUAUGAGGAGUUCCACCUCGGAACCGUAUUCUCAAUGGAAUGAGCAAACCCAGCCAUGGAAGGAGUCUGUGACAACCCGGAACAAUCUUGAUGCACGCGACCUGUCUCAGGUGGGCGUAUCCAGCCCUCCUCCUGACAUUAAAAACAUCACUAUUAAGAAAAAGAGUGAUGACGACUCAUGGGACUGGCUCAACAAUUAAAUAAUUCUUGCAACUUGGAGUUCACACAACCCUUCUAUGCUACAGUGCAAUUCUAUAAAUUAAGCGAUAUUGUUAGCACGGGAAGUUUCGACCCUCCAAAUUGUAUCAUUAUUUUUAAUGUAUCUAUGAAUCUGAAAUUUAUUCUUAAUGUACAGUAUAGGAAAAAUGUAUAAGACGCGGGAUAUUCUUCAGAUGUUCUGUAUGCUUUCAUAAUACAUACAUAAAGUCAUUGAAGGUGGAAAUAGUCCAAAGGAGCGAAUACUAAUCUUUCUUCUAAUUAAAAACUUGGUGUCAUUUUACGAAAUAUUGUUGUCAACAUUGUUCUAAUAGAUUGAUGUAUUAAUGUUCAAUUAUAAAUGUUACGCGAUUCUGAAUUCGCAUCAAAGUAUUUGUUUUCUUAGUGCUUAUUAAGUUAUUAGGAGAAUAGGUGUUUCAAAAAUCAUAAUUGGAUAAUUGUAGUAUAAUAUAUGUGUAUGUAUGUAUGUAUAUAAUUAACUGAUAGACAUGACCACUUUCGCAAAUUUACUUCUUGAAAUUUAAGUUUAAAUCUAUCUUAGCCUACUUUUAAAUUUCUCUAGUAUUCUUACAAUUCUCUGUUUUCUUUUAUGUACAAGGUCAGACCGAUAAUGUAUUCUUUGUUUGUUGUAUACUGCAUAUGUUUUGAGCGAAAUAAAAUGUUUCAUUGUAGUUAUACCAACCAUUUUCUAGUACUACAUAUAAAUACGAGAUGCUGUUUCAAACUGAAAAUUAUUUAAAAUAUACAUAACAAAAAAUCAUUUAAAAAAAACACAAUUUAAUGAUUUUAAUAUUUCCUACUGUCCAAUAAUUAGUAACAGUUUCAUUCACGACUUAUGCUCCUGGACGUGUCUAAAUACAGAAAAGA
Achroia grisella is the source of this 2051-nucleotide messenger RNA. RefSeq names its product ADP-ribosylation factor GTPase-activating protein 1 (gene ArfGAP1). Gene Ontology annotation, biological process: regulation of ARF protein signal transduction; regulation of endocytosis. Gene Ontology annotation, molecular function: GTPase activator activity. Gene Ontology annotation, cellular component: Golgi membrane. NCBI's taxonomy places the organism in Eukaryota, Metazoa, Arthropoda, Insecta, Lepidoptera, Pyralidae. Bases 128 to 1168 code for a protein of 346 amino acids. The record is from RefSeq and is a predicted model, not a curated record. The transcript is spliced from 9 exons.